Messenger RNA from Fukomys damarensis (Damara mole-rat), 3374 nucleotides. RefSeq names its product heparan sulfate-glucosamine 3-sulfotransferase 5 (gene Hs3st5). Lineage: Eukaryota; Metazoa; Chordata; Mammalia; Rodentia; Bathyergidae. The coding region runs from base 832 to 1872 and encodes 346 amino acids. Gene Ontology annotation, molecular function: [heparan sulfate]-glucosamine 3-sulfotransferase activity. The transcript is spliced from 6 exons. The record is from RefSeq and is a predicted model, not a curated record.
CAGGAGCAGCAGCCCCGAGAUGUACUGCCCAGAGAACUUUUCUGUGUGGUGCAUAGAUCCUUCACAGAGGGGGAGGAAGGAAAGCUAAAACAGUCUUUGCUUUAUCAGUAAGAGACAAGGCUUUCCGGGUAAUUUUGGUUGGGUAGGGAUCAAUGCCUGGGGGACAAGUUAGGAGAGAAGCAGCGACACAGCUGUCUCAGCGGACCGGGGCGCUCACUGCAGUCAGGCCGGCACCACAGGAGCAGCCGCCGACUCGCUCCAGGCCUGCAGCUCUGCGGGCGGAGGCCACGCGGCCAGGUUGCCCUGCACGAGAUAGUCGGGUACCCACCGGGACUCACACUGGUGGCUUCUCUCCUCCACGGCACUGUGGCGUCCACGGAAGGCGUCCCCUUGGCCGGUCCCGACACUGGAAGUCAGCCCUCCACCACGUCUUUGUUCUUCAAAGCUUCCACUGUGCAUGUUCAAAACUUUCUAGAUGAGCAUAAGGAUUUGAAGGACACUUACUCUGUAUAAAGGAAACAAACUGCGGAAUCCACACAUUACUACAAAGCAGGCCGCUUGGACAUCGGUCUUCCCUCUGAAUAAGGGCGUUCUGGCUGUCAGUCCCAAGACUCUGGCUGAGGUCACAUGGAGGAGUGGAGCGGGAGCGUCCUGUCUCCACACCUGCAGUCCCUUGGCUGCUCUUCUGUGCGGCUACCCAGUGAGGAACAGGCCAGAAGGACAGCAUGGAGGAGAGGAGAGGCCAUGGAAUAUCCACCCGCUGAUACUCAUCCCCGGGAUAGCUGAGAAGUAUCUGAAUGCUUCUGCAGUCCUGAAGGUUGAUGGAGGGCCAUGCUAUUCAAACAGCAGGUGUGGCUGAGACAGAAGCUCCUGGUGCUGGGAAGCCUCGCUGUCGGGAGUCUCCUGUAUCUAGUUGCCAGAGUUGGGAGCUUGGAUAGGCUACAGCCCGUGUGUCCCAUCGAAGGCCGGUUUGGUGGAACCCGCAGUCAGGCUGAAUUCCCACUUCGUGCCCUGCAGUUUAAGCGUGGCCUGCUGCACGAGUUUCGGAAGGGCAACACGUCCAAAGAGCAGGUUCACCUCCAUGACCUGGUCCAGCAGCUCCCCAAGGCCAUCAUCAUUGGGGUGAGGAAAGGGGGCACACGGGCCCUGCUGGAGAUGCUCAACCUCCAUCCGGCAGUGGUCAAAGCCUCUCAAGAAAUCCACUUCUUUGACAACGAUGAGAAUUAUGCCAAGGGCAUUGAGUGGUACCGGAAAAAGAUGCCUUUCUCAUACCCUCAGCAGAUCACAAUUGAAAAAAGCCCAGCAUAUUUUAUCACUGAGGAGGUUCCGGAGAGGAUUUACAGAAUGAACUCAUCCAUCAAGUUGUUGAUCAUUGUCAGGGAGCCAACCACAAGAGCUAUUUCUGAUUAUACUCAGGUGCUAGAAGGGAAGGAGAGGAAAAACAAGACUUAUUACAAGUUUGAGAAGCUGGCCAUAGAUCCUAACACCUGUGAAGUGAACACAAAAUACAAGGCAGUAAGAACCAGCAUCUACACAAAACACCUGGAAAGGUGGCUGAAAUACUUUCCAAUCGAGCAGUUUCAUGUCGUGGAUGGAGAUCGCCUCAUCACAGAGCCUUUGCCAGAACUUCAGCUCGUGGAGAAGUUCCUAAAUCUUCCUCCAAGAAUAAGUCAAUACAAUUUAUACUUCAAUGCUACCAGAGGGUUUUACUGCUUACGAUUUAAUAUUAUCUUUAAUAAGUGCCUGGCAGGCAGCAAGGGGCGCAUUCAUCCAGAGGUGGACCCCUCUGUCAUUACCAAAUUGCGCAAAUUCUUUCACCCUUUUAAUCAAAAAUUCUACCAGAUCACUGGAAGGACAUUGAACUGGCCCUAAAAUAAUAUGUCACACAACACUAUGUGUUGUGCCCAGAAUCCCACGAUAUCUCUUCUAGAUUAAGAUAUGCACUUUCCUAGACACAGCUAUACAAGUUAUUUUCCGUGUAUCCUUGUACAUAUGCAGUAUGUGACCAAAUAUAAGAUCAGUUCUUUCUCUACUGAAAAUUUACAAAAAAAAAAUUUAAAUUGCUUUCCGCAUAGUUGCAUCUUCUAAGCUAUUUACAGGAAUAGAAGAGGUGGUGGUAGAGGAAGAACGUGACUUCAGCUAUUCUCAAAGAGUUAGUCUUCCUUUGAUUCAGAACUUGUCACCCGCCAUUUUCAUAGAUUUAAGCCAAAAGAAGGAUGUGUGAAAAUGUACCAAUGGCUGUGAAGCUUCAGGAAGUAGAGGAUUCAGUUAUGCAUUUUUUUUUCUAAGAAAAAGAAAGCUGGCUCUAUAAUUCAGGUCCUGAAUUGGUGCCAGGAAAACAGAAAAUGCUAUUUUCUUAUUAUUUAAAAGAAUGUCCUAUCUCAUAAAAUUGACAUUGUUCCAAAGUCCCCAUAGUGAUUUUGCACUACUGUUUUCUCAAGCAGACCAUGGCAUCACAGGCAGCCUGUCAGUCACAUGUUGGAAAGUCAAGUCCUUUUACUCCCUUGUUCCAUGCCAACAAAGAGAAAUGCCGUGUACAUAGUGUAUAUUGUUGUAAAUACUGGUUUCACACUAAGUAAUUCUAUUUUGUAAACUGAAUAUGACUAUUUAAUUUAUUGUGAAAAUUAAAAUUAUUGUGGUAUUUAAAAUGGAAUGGAUUAAAAUUACUCUAUGUGCAACUUUUUUUAAAAGCUCAUUUUGUUUUACUUGUCCCCUCCUGGCUUCCAGAGUGGAAGCUGAUUGUGCGCAUCCGAGGGUUCAUGCAAAGAUUCAUUUCUCUGCUGCAUUUCCAUACCCUUGUGAAAUGUGUCUGUGAAGAGAAGUUGAGUAUAUUUUUUUAAACCUAAACCAUCUGGAAAUCAAGUAACAGCAGCCACCCCAGAAAAACCCUGUGCUGCUCUGCUACAACUUUCUUCAAAUUAAUUUACUUGCAGUAUUGCUGCUGUGCCAGAGGGAGCCAAGGAAUGCGUUAGCAGAAUCAAAGUGGAGAAUCAUGAUUUUAUCUGAACUCCUAAUCAGAGUCAGACCAGCAGAGAAAUUAAAUAAAAUAACAUUAGAAAACUUGUGUGGCCUCUGUACUGAAAGCUGCUGAUGUUUCAAAGGUGAAUGGAGGUUCUCAGAAGUCUCUGUUAGAUGAAAAUACAUCAGUCUGCUCAGACACUACGUAAUAGUGUCUCUCUGCCUAACAUAAGCGUGUGGCUCAUGUAUCCAACCAGAGGAAUCAGUGCUAACUUAGGUGCCUGUCGACAUUGGGUGCACUAUGUUAUGCUUAAAUACAAGUCAGAAAAACGCAAAGAGGUAUAACAACACCACAAAGGCAGUUUUCACAGUCAUACUUGCUAACCAGGUCAGGGAGACUUGGGAGGGUGCUGUUU